UUUUUUAAAAUAACUUGUGGAAAUGUUAUCAUCAGUGAAAAGGGGGAAAAUCACUAUGCUUGAACUUCUUUUCAUUUUGAUGUUGCUCUUCUCUGGACCAACCCUGAGCAAGCUUAGCAGGACCAAAGGCAAACACUGGAAGGGGGGAUCCCGUCUCCGCCAGGAGGACUUUCCGCCCCGGAUCGUCGAGCACCCUUCAGACGUGAUAGUGUCGAAAGGAGAGCCGACAACUCUGAACUGCAAAGCUGAGGGACGGCCGACCCCCACCAUCGAGUGGUACAAGGAUGGGGAGCGGGUGGAGACGGACAAGGACGACCCUCGCUCCCACCGCAUGCUGCUGCCCAGCGGCUCUUUGUUCUUCCUGCGCAUUGUGCACGGGCGCAGGAGCAAACCCGACGAGGGAAGUUACGUCUGCGUAGCGAGGAACUACCUGGGAGAAGCCGUGAGUCGCAACGCGUCCCUGGAAGUGGCAUUGCUCCGGGAUGACUUCCGCCAGAACCCUACAGAUGUCGUGGUGGCAGCUGGAGAGCCUGCCAUCCUGGAGUGCCAGCCACCUCGAGGACACCCUGAGCCCACCAUCUACUGGAAGAAGGAUAAAGUCCGCAUUGAUGACAGGGAGGAGCGGAUCAGUAUCCGUGGCGGGAAGCUGAUGAUCUCCAACACCAGGAAGAGCGACGCGGGCAUGUACACCUGUGUGGGGACCAACAUGGUGGGGGAGCGGGACAGCGACCCCGCGGAGCUCACUGUCUUCGAGCGGCCCACGUUUCUCAGGCGACCGAUAAACCAAGUGGUGCUGGAGGAGGAGGCCGUGGAUUUCCGGUGCCAGGUGCAGGGGGAUCCCACACCCACAGUCCGGUGGAAGAAAGAUGAUGCAGAUUUACCGAGAGGAAGGUAUGACAUCAAAGACGACUACACUCUGCGCAUCAAGAAAGCCAUGAGCACGGACGAGGGAACCUACACUUGCAUUGCUGAGAACAGAGUCGGAAAAGUGGAAGCCUCUGCCACCCUCACUGUGCGAGCUCGCCCCGUUGCUCCUCCACAGUUUGUGGUGAGACCACGAGACCAGAUUGUAGCCCAAGGUCGAACAGUGACUUUUCCUUGUGAAACUAAAGGAAAUCCCCAGCCAGCUGUUUUCUGGCAAAAAGAGGGAAGUCAGAACCUACUCUUCCCAAACCAGCCUCUCCAGCCCAACAGCAGAUACUCGGUGUCACCGACUGGAGACCUCACCAUUACCAACAUCCAGCGCUCGGAUGCAGGAUACUACAUCUGUCAAGCACUGACGGUUGCUGGAAGCAUUUUAGCAAAGGCUCAGCUGGAGGUUACUGAUGUCUUGACAGAUAGGCCUCCACCCAUCAUCCUCCAGGGACCCAUCAACCAGACGCUGGCAGUGGAUGGCACAGCUCUGCUGAAGUGCAAGGCCACCGGCGACCCCCUCCCUGUCAUCAGCUGGUUGAAAGAAGGAUUCACCUUCCUGGGCCGAGACCCUCGGACGUCCAUACAGGACCAGGGGACGCUUCAGAUCAAAGCGCUGCGGCUGUCCGAUACUGGGACUUACACUUGCGUGGCUACAAGUUCCAGUGGGGAGACCUCUUGGAGUGCUGUGCUGGAGGUGACAGAAUCCGGUGGAGCAACAGUCAGUAAAAAUUAUGAUAUAAAUGACCUCCCUGGGCCACCAUCCAAACCUCAGGUCACUGAUGUUACUAAGAACAGUGUCACCCUGUCCUGGCAGCCAGGGACCCCUGGAAGCCUACCAGCCAGUGCAUAUAUCAUUGAGGCUUUUAGUCAGUCUGUGAGCAACAGUUGGCAGACCGUGGCAAACCACGUGAAGAGCACCCUCUACACUGUGAGGGGCCUGCGCCCCAACACCAUCUACCUGUUCAUGGUGAGAGCCAUCAAUUCCCAGGGCCUGAGUGAUCCCAGCCCCAUGUCAGACCCUGUCAGAACACAAGAUAUCAGCCCACCAGCACAAGGUGUGGAUCACAGGCAAGUCCAGAAAGAACUGGGAGAUGUCAUUGUCCGGCUGCACAAUCCUGUUGUGCUGACACCCACCACAGUCCAAGUCACCUGGACGGUUGACCGCCAGUCCCAGUUUAUUCAGGGCUACAGGGUGAUGUACCGCCAAACAUCUGGCCUGCCUUCUCCAGCUGUGUGGCAGAAUUUGGAGGUCAAAGUCCCCACUGAGCGCAGUGCUGUCCUCGUCAGCUUGAAGAAGGGGGUCACUUAUGAAAUAAAGGUUCGCCCUUAUUUCAAUGAGUUCCAAGGAAUGGACAGUGAAUCCAAAUCUGCUCGUACCACAGAGGAAGCUCCAAGUGCCCCUCCUCAGUCUGUUACUGUCCUGACAGUUGGAAACCACAACAGCACGAGCAUCAGCAUCUCCUGGGAUCCUCCCCCUCCAGAUCACCAAAAUGGAGUCAUCCAGGAGUAUAAGAUCUGGUGCCUAGGUAAUGAGACUCGAUUUCAUAUCAACAAAACAGUAGAUGCAGCCAUUCGGUCUGUAGUAAUAGGUGGCCUAUAUCCAGGUAUUCAGUACCGCGUGGAAGUUGCUGCAAGCACCAGUGCAGGUGUGGGAGUAAAAAGUGAGCCACAGCCCAUAAUAAUUGGAGGCCGUAAUGAAGUUGUCAUCACGGAAAAUAACAACAGCAUAACUGAGCAAAUCACUGAUGUUGUCAAACAGCCUGCCUUUAUAGCUGGCAUCGGUGGGGCAUGUUGGGUGAUUCUGAUGGGUUUCAGCAUCUGGCUCUACUGGCGAAGAAAGAAGAGGAAGGGGCUCAGCAAUUAUGCUGUCACUUUCCAAAGAGGAGAUGGAGGACUAAUGAGCAAUGGAAGUCGACCAGGUCUCUUGAAUGCAAGUGACCCCAGUUAUCCUUGGCUUGCAGACUCCUGGCCUGCCACAAGUCUGCCAGUAAACAACAGCACUAGUGGACCCAAUGAUCUUGGCAAUUUUGGACGUGGAGAUGUGCUGCCACCAGUGCCAGGGCAAGGAGAUAAAACUGCUACUAUGCUUUCUGAUGGAGCCAUUUACAGCAGCAUCGACUUCACCACGAAAACCAGUUACAACAGUUCCAGCCAAAUAACACAAGCUACACCAUAUGCCACCACCCAGAUACUGCAUUCCAACAGCAUCCAUGAGCUGGCUGUCGAUUUACCUGAUCCUCAGUGGAAAAGCUCAAUUCAGCAAAAAAAUGACCUGAUGGGAUUUGGUUACUCUCUCCCAGACCAAGGCAAAGGCAACAAUGGUGGCAAAGGAGGGAAAAAGAAGAAAAACAAAAAUACUGCCAAGCCCCAGAAAAGUAAUGGUUCAAACUGGGCCAGUGUUCCCCUCCCACCCCCUCCUGUGCAGCCACUUCCAGGCACAGAGCUGGAACACUAUGGGGUGGAUCAGCAAGAAGCAGGAUACGACAGUGAUGGUUGGUGUCCGCCUUUGCCAGUUCAGACCUACCUACAUCAGGGCAUGGAGGAUGAGCUUGAAGAAGAUGAUGAUCGUGUUCCCACUCCUCCUGUCCGAGGAGUAGCUUCAUCACCUGCCAUCUCCUUUGGGCAACAGUCGACUGCAACCCUCACGCCUUCCCCACGAGAGGAGAUGCAGCCAAUGCUUCAAGCUCACCUUGAUGAAUUAACAAGGGCUUACCAGUUUGAUAUAGCAAAGCAGACAUGGCACAUCCAAAGCAAUACACAACCUCCUCAGGCUCCCGUUCCGCCCCUAGGAUACGUAUCUGGAAACCUUAUUUCAGAUUUGGAAACAGAUGUUCCAGAUGAGGAUGAUGAUGAAGAUGAUAUUGAGGAAGAAACUGUAGAAAUCAGUAGGCCACUAAGAGGUCUAGAACAUACUCCAGGCUCCAGUAUGGACAAUCUAGACAGCUCUGUGACAGGCAAAGCAUAUUCUUCCUCUCAGAGACCUCGACCGAGCAGUCCCUUUUCUACUGACAGCAACACCAGUGCAGCUGUCAAUCAGGGUCAGAGGCCGAGGCCCACUAAAAAACACAAGGGAGGACGGUUGGACCAGCCCCCUUUGCCUCAUCGUAGGGAGGGAAUCACAGACGAAGAGGCACUCGUACCAUAUAGUAAACCCAACUUCCCAUCCCCUGGUGGCCACAGCUCUUCAGGAACAUCUUCUUCUAAAGGAUCGACUGGACCUAGAAAAGAGUAGUUGAGAAGACACAUUGCAAGCUGCUCUGAUGGACCAUCAGGUCUGAACUCAUGGAAGUGAUGACACUAAACAGUGCAAUGAACAUUUUCUUUAUUUAUGUACUAUUAAAAGAACUGUAAAUGCAAUGUAAAGACACACAGCCACACAUAUCCCACAGAUUCUUUACUUGUGUUCUUCUCUUUAACACACCAUCCACCUUAAACUAUUCCUUGUCAGGAGUAUAUAAAAAAGAAAGAAAAAAAAAAUCACCCUCCAGGAUGAAAAGGAUUUCCUUCUGUAUAUAAUUUCUUUUGUUGCAUUGCUAUGCAAGCUCACCUUCUUUUUAGCUAUGUUCAUAUUCAUGUCUGUUUUUACUGGUCUGUUGUACUAUAUGUGAAUUAAUAGGCUGUGGUGCCAUAUAUUAACUUUUAAUUGUGUAACUUUUAUGUUUAAAGUUUGCACUGCAAUUUUAUUUGGUGAUAAGCACAAAACUCUACUCCUCAUGACAUGAAGAAAAAAAAGAGACUGAAUGUGUGGAGAAGGUUUAUGUCCUGUAAGCUACUUUGGAUAACGCUGGAUGUAAAGGAGUAUGUUAGGUGGUUUUCCAUUGGGGUGUAGAAAUGAGAAAGUGACAGGCAAAACUAAUGUCAGUGAAGACAUUAGAGACAGAUUUAAAUCUUUUAAAAGCAAGCAACAUAGUUGCUCUUCCUAUUUAAGAAGGGGUCAAAAGUUGGAAGUGUGAGGUUAAAGGGCGAAUAUGAAAAUUAGAGGUAGCAUGAGAUGGCCUAGACCCUUUCACUAGAAUGAUGCCCUUAGUAUCUGUUUUUAGCCAUCCCAUGCCACUAAGUAAAGGGGAAGAAAAACAAACCUUGCUACAAACAAAAGAACUUAAGGUGUUUCACUAAAGCUGUUUUUAUAUUGCAGUUUUAAAGGAAUUAUUACCGUUAAUUUCUCCAGCCCAAAAUGUAAGACAGAGAUUUUCCAGGAGAAAAAAACCAAUAUGAACGCAAGGAAUACCCACCAAGAAGUUAAGAAUGCAAUUUAUUGUUAAGACAUAUUCAGGCUGCUUCCAAAAAAUUGAAAUGUCAGAGUAUCUUAUUUCAUCUUUCCAAUACAUGUACAGUAGAAUAGAAGAUAGAGCUGCACCACUGAAAUUCAUGACAUUAAUUGUUUUGAUGCAGUCUACACAACCCUUUCUGUUCUGUUACUUGAAGUCUGCAAGAGUUGAAGUUGGAUCCACUAAAUUUGUAGUAAAGUGUUUAGUGUUUGGAAGGAAAGCAACAGUCAAACUAUUUUCGACUUCCAUUAAAUAUACUUCUGGCAAUACACUACAUCCAAAAGCUGGAUACAAGCAAAGAAAAUCUUUGACCUGUGUUUUAGUGAGUGGCUUCAAACCCUACUAUGAUGAGGAAAUAACACAUGUUUAUACACUUUUUGAAUAAACCAGACUCUGUAAGUGGACAUUAAUGACAA
Messenger RNA from Manacus vitellinus (golden-collared manakin), 5599 nucleotides. RefSeq names its product roundabout guidance receptor 2 (gene ROBO2). The transcript is spliced from 27 exons. NCBI's taxonomy places the organism in Eukaryota, Metazoa, Chordata, Aves, Passeriformes, Pipridae. The coding region runs from base 23 to 4147 and encodes 1374 amino acids. The record is from RefSeq and is a predicted model, not a curated record. Gene Ontology annotation, molecular function: protein binding.